UGUGCCAGGGGGGAGAAGUCAGAAGUAGAGCGGCUACUAUUUCUAGAGUACCCUUGUACGGGAGGUAGACAACACAGGGGGAUGCUGCUUGCGAGCGUCUCUGCUGCCAGGCUCAGUGCUCUCUGCACGUGAUGAGAGAAGGAACGUUACUCUCAACAUGGGCAAACUUAAAGUGUUCAGUAUCACCUUUGACAACAGUAAAGGAGUUUACUUUGCAGGGGAAGUGCUCAGGGGUCAGAUUACCGUGGACCUGAAUGAGCCCAUGAAAAUGAGAGAACUCCGGCUGACGUGUCUGGGCCGAGCUUAUGUGCAUUGGUCGGAGCUGGAGAACGUAGGGCGACGUGGGGGACGUCAACGUCUGGAGACGGUGGAGUACUCAGCGGAGGAGGGCUACUUCAAACACAGGUUCAGACUGUGGGGCAAAGACGUGCGAGGCGAGGAUACAAACUGUUUGCAGCCGGGCCACCACACCUUCCCCUUCGACCUGUUGUUGCCAGCGACGUUACCGUCGUCGUUCGAAGGCAGCUACGGUUACAUCCGGUACUGGGUGAAAGGUACCAUCGACAAACCCUGGAAGUUUGACCAUCACUGUAAAAAGGCUUUCACUGUCAUAGCUAACCUGGACCUCAACAAGGAGGCGCGUGCUGCGGACCCUAUCCGGUGUGAGGGGGAGGUGAACGCAGGGUGCUGGUUGUGCAAGUGUGGUGGGUACAGCGCCAUCUUCUGCACCAACUGCCGGGGGUGCGUCCCGGGGGAGGUGCUCCUCCUGUACACAGAAGUCGAGAACCAUACACGGUGGUCCAACUGCUCAGCGGAGAUCAGGCUCAAACUGGUGAUGUCGUACCACGCAGAUCGAAAGUCCCGCCAGGAGAAGAAAGUGAUAACGAGGCUAAAACGUGAUCGAUUGAGCACGGGGAAUGAAGACAUCUGGACUGAAGCGUUUACUAUCCCCCCUCUUCCCCCGUCUCAUCUCGCAGGCUGCAGCAUCAUAGAUACCAAAUAUGUAUUACAGUUCAUCUGUGAGACUGAUGGAUGUAAUUGUGACGCGAUAGAGUUUGACAAGGAAAUAAUUAUCGGCACCAUCCCCAUGUGUGGGCCCACCCCAGGGACCUUCAUGCCCCACCCCCUACCCGUCGAGCCACCACCCUACUACACGCCCUUCUCAUCCAAAGACACAGUUGCAGUAGCAGCAGCGAAAGCAAAGAAAACCAAACUCAUUCAGCAAUUGCCACCUAGCUACGAGGAGUGUGUCUUCGGUCGUGUCAACAUUAAAGACAAGGACGACACCGACUACACCCAGGGCGACCUCGUCUUCACCCCUAUGUAUGCAUAUUACGACAUGGCCGACCAAACAAGGGACGAUACUGAUGAUUAGAACGAUCAUUCGGGGGUAGUCGGGUAUAUUAGCGAUUUUCAAAACGAGGUUUGGCAAAUUCAUUAAAACGAGGCUGACAUACCAUCUGAUGUUGGCGGUGUUACCGUACUUGAGUAAAAACAAUUUGUCAUAUGAUGGCUAAAGCUGAAAGGUCGGCGUAAUUUCGGUAUUUUCAGAAACUUUAUGUCACUUCAAGUUAUUUUUAAUGUGACUUUUUUAUGUAUAUUUAAUCAACCUUAUCAGGAAAAAGGUUAAGUGCUGAAUUAUUUGCGUUGAAGAUGCGCAUGUCAAGUAAUGGAAUUCCUGACAGAAGCAGAAAAAGGCGACGCUCUCCGUUACAAGACAGGACCCCGUGAUUGACAGGACCGUUUGGCGAGCCAAGUCGAGGCUGGGAUGAGAAUAGGUUUUGUCAGAAGAACAAUUCUGUAGAAAUAUGGCUUUUUAUCGCCAUUGAGCAAUCUCCCAACAUCAGAAGCAAAGCUAUAGCAGCUGUUGUAGGAAGUAGUUACUUGUAACGGAAUCCAGUUAAUUCUGUUCCCUCGUCUUUAUUUUCUGGUAAGAGGAUCUGCUCAUCUCACGGCAACAUCUGCCCCUAUAUUAGGAGGUAUUGUUUGUAGAUUCCAUGUAACAUAUAUCUUACCUCGAAUUUAAUGUUUCGUAUGUUAUGGUAUCUUAUGCUUUAACAUAACGGGAGUCACGUACACGUAUAAGAUAGUGGACAUACGAAUAUGAAUUGUUUACUGAAUGCAGAAUUAUAGUGUUUACUUUUCAACCUGUAAAUAUUGGACAGAUAGUAUAUGAAGCAUAUCUUAGUUCAUAUGUUAAGUUCGCCAAACCGUGUAUGAUUUUCUAAAUUAAUUAAUAUAACCGUCAUGUGACCAGUGAUAAAAUGAUACGACAUUCAUAUUGUACAGUUAUAUUUUGAACAAUCGUAUUUUGUACUGGUAAAAUGUAACAAUACAAACAUGUUAUGCAUGUAGAGUCAUACAUGUAGAGAUAGACCGUUUAGGCUCCUUAAAGACACGUCGCCUUAAGCCUAUCAUGUCGAACCGUAUUUUACCUAUAAAACAACCCCAUCAGUAUGUCAACGUAUGUGUUCUGAACGACUUUCACUUAGUCCAGUGUUCCGUUGUUCGCUGAUUGAGUCGACGUCCUUCUAUUGCAAAGAUUACAAAGGUGCAUAAAGGUAUUUUUAUCUAACGUUUAUGUAAGCAUACAAGACGCGAUGUUUAUUUAACCGUGCAUGGAAAAUACUCUUUUCUGAAUAGUCAAUCAGAGGUUUCAAAUCACUAUAAACACCUCUGAUUAAACAGAUAUUUUGACAACGCAUCACCGCGAGAGCUAAUAUUUACAGAAAAGAACUUGUCGAUUGCGAAGUAAUGAUAUGUACAUUUACAGAGUACGGAAUGCAUAGUUUUAGUAAAUACAUAACAAAACGUACAACUGUUUGGAUAACAACUUUUGAUUUAUUGGAUGUAGCGAUGUUUCGAUGUUGGUUCUUACAUUCUUCUUCAAAGCCAAUCCAACAAUUUAGUUAUUACAAUUUUCCAAGUAUUUGUGGCAAUAGAUCUCAGAAAGAAAUCGACUGAGAGUGUGUAUUUCAGGUUUAAGGGAAAACAAUGACCUUGAAUGCGUCGCCUUCGUAUACCCGACUAUUAUAUUUCUAUAUCUGGGAUCGACCGGAUUAACAAAUGUCCGAAUUAGAGAAUCAUAUACGGAGCAAUAUCACCUUGUAAUCGCGGGGUUUCCAGAUUAACGGGGUCCGGCCUUUGGAGAUUUCACUGUGUAUAGGUCUGUCAGUCCUCGAUGUACCUGAGUUCACGUCGCAAUAGUUUCUCCAUUCGACAUCUCAUCUAAUUGGAGACUCCGUUCACUACUUACCUUCCUGACACGAUCCUCGGUCAUCAACGUCAACGUCAACAGCAACGGUGUCAGCGACCUACGUCAACUGUCAGAGACACAUGUGGGAGUAAAACUAUUUUAUCAUCGUAGACAUCAAGUGCACGUUGGCAGCAUUCGUGACCACUCGUGUCAUUACGGAAAAAGCCACAUCGGUUACGGAAUAAUGCGAGUGGAGAUGAAGCCGUCGGCUGUAUAUACAUCGGAACACAUCGGCCGUGUCCGGAAUGUCAGUAUACCAUGUACAUUUAUUAUGAUAUAUUUACCCACCAUUCCUCUUUACCUAUUUCCUGUGAUGAAGAGUGCAAAUGUUUUAUCAUGUUGGCCUGGUAACGACAUCCAAAGCGUCAUUUACACAUUCUUUCUUUACACGCCUUGCUGGAUAGGAUGUCAUGGCUGACUAUUCUGCUCGGAACAGUUACAAGGAAUUAUAUUGUUUACUGUUUGUGGUUCAUCAACACAAAUCCGUACCUUGCCUUUUUACGUCUCAGCUUUUCACAAAAGAGCUGACAUUUCAAUGUUUUUAAAAGCAUAACAUACUUCAGCGUUUAGACCUAUUUGGUAAGAGAUAUUGGCUAUACAUCUAUUUCUUUAAUAAAAAAAAUGAUUGUUUACACAUUACCAUUAUGUUUUAUAUAAUGGCAUUGUUUAUUCUGCUAUACUGACCGUGGCGUUUGCAACAGCGGAUCCGAUGUCACAACUUCAACUAUCGUGCGUACAGUGAAACCUCGGUCAUCCGGACACCGCGUUCCGGGCAAAUACCGUAAAGGACCGUCCACAUUAACAAAAUGACCUUCUCUGUGACCUUGCCUCGUCAUUUGGAUUUUUGUAUGUCUCGCAUUCAUUCGGAAAGGUGCCGUCCGGAAUAAAGAGGUUUCACUGUGUGUGGAAACGUGCAUUGUAGCUCUACAUCUACGUCGUUGCUAUCGUCUACGGUCAUAAGCUUAUUGUAAUCAUCCUGUAUUCCAUAGUGAAUAAUACCUUUAAGAAACACGGUAUUAAUAUAAUGAUUGUAAACACUAGUUUAUCAUCAUGAGGCUGGAAUUAUAGAAAUAUUCGCAUUUAGAAGAAAACAUUAGCAUUCUUAGCUAACAGUGACGUUCAUGAAAGGGGUAAACGUCAAGGACAGCGUCAGUUUAGUCCUCUCAAACUACGUUUUCGUGCACAUAUAUAUUAUGGCAGAGACCAUAUACCGGUAUAUGGUCUCUGAUUAUGGCAAUAUUAAUGAGAAUGUUCAAAGCGGCUUACACCAAAUCUCUCACUCAAAUGUAGGAUUCAUGGGAGACUGCUUCCACCGAAGGGCUUACAACAGGUAGCGUCCUAUAGAACUUGGCCGUUCGACAAAGUGAUUUUAGCGCUUCAUUAACAAAGACUUUCGAAACAUCGUAGGGCUAAGGUCUCUGUUCGGAACAUGGCCCUGGGCGGCAUCCACAAAGCCUUCUUCGGACUACGACUGUAAACCAGUGUUAAGGUUUGGGCGUUACGAUCGACAUAGUGCUCAGAUCGCUUUGUGGACGUGGCCCCGGGUAGCAGGUGUUCUAUUUCUUACAGUCCAUGUGUUCACACAUUGACAAUAUAUAGUUUAGCCUUAGUUCCAGCAACUCUGAGGCAUUGCUCUACAUGUUGGACAGCUGUCUCUCUGCCUUCUGAUUUUAUUUGUAAAUAACACAGCAAGUACCCAUUGCAAUGCAAAGAUCAUUGAGUUUUAUUUAUGUAUAUUAAUAAUCUUUCUGUGUAAUUCUAUAAUCGUAUAUGGGAUAUAUCAUUAAUCGUGUCAAUAUAUUAUGAUGAAUAUUUUUGAAAAUAUUUGAAAACAAUCUGUAUUUUAUGAAAGUUGACAUGUUACUGAAUGAAACGCUAUUUUCUUUCACUUUUAUAUGCUAAAAUGUUUACGUACUAAUAAAAAUAAUAAAACACAACGACAGUUGUCCUGUUUGUGCGUGAAGCUAUCAAUAAGCGUUACGGUCUACGCUGCUUGUAUCAUUCAACCUGGUUCCAAGCACGAGGAGAAUUCAGCGGCGCGUUCCACUGCACUGGGAUCGCAUAUCCUACAAGCGUUAAAUACACAUAAAGAUAGCACAUGGCAUGACCUGCUGAAAGUGAGGUUUAAAAUAGUUUUCUGUAGUUUUCAGGAAUAGUCUCGCGAAAUAUUACAUAUCCUUGUGGAAUUUUAUUUAAGAAAAGUAACAGGCGCAAUAAUGGGUUUGGUGACUGCAGCUCUACACACGAGUUCCAGCUGGAAUUCAUUCGUCUUCUUGUGUUAAGCUAGAGAUGUUAUUUUAUAUUUUCUUAACAUACGAAACUUGGUGUAUUUGCUGUUUGAGUUGGCGAGAUUCCUAUCAGUUGUACACAUCCCCGAUCUUCACCUAGGGCACGGUGAUAUGAAUCUAAAACGACUCGAAAGGAAUAUGCGUUUUAUUCAGUUUCCAUAGCAACAGUAGGUGAUAGUAAAUAUAAUUCACCUCAUGAAUUUUUACUUUCACGCGUCUUAACUGUUAACGAGGUCAAUUUAUAGCUGCGUUCAGAAUCAUAAAACACAACCCCGACUUGGGUGCCUGCGUGACCGUGACGGAACGGCGCGAUAGGCUAAAGCAAGAAAAGUAUGAAACGGUUGUAGCGUUAUGCCUAUCGGAGCCCCCAUACUUAAACGGUGUCAGCCCACUUUACCUAUUAUAUCCACAUACCUACCAAAUAUAUGUUAGGCGAUGUGAGAUGAUAUCGAUCAACUAUUGACUGAAAUCUUAAUAUAUUCACAAAUAUAUCUGUAUUACUGUAACUAUAUAUAACUAUUAUCCCAUAUCGUAUCAGCAUUUCGUGAAAGGUGAUUAUAAUAAGAACAUCCAUAUAACAUUUGCGCUACAUUAUUCCUUAAAGCAUAACAUCACCAGGCACAAGAAAAGUUACACUAAGAUAUUUUUGGUGUGUUUCGUUCCGAUAUGCUGACUCUUGAACAGGCGCCAUAAAAAUCACGACGAUUGUUGACUAGAAAGUACAAAAAAUAUUCUCCCACGUGUGAUGCACUUGACGGCUUGCACGCGCCGAUGUGAUAUGGGAAUGCACUGUGCAUAUCUCCUGCAUCUCGAACCAGGCGAUGUCUUAACGAGAUGGGGUCGGGUCGAGUCGUUGUGAUACUAUACAGUCCACACAACCUUCAAGACGGUGAAAUAAAGCUUAAUACAUCAAACCCAGAGAUACAUUCCCGACCGUACAGGUAUAUAACUGCCAUGCUUGACUGACAGCCACAAAACCAAACAGCUGUUUUCAUGCACCAAGGGAUGGCUGAAGCUAUAAACAUCGUGUGAUAAUUAACCUGGAGCAGUGGGAACAUAUAAAUUAUUAAUGUAUGAUAAUGAGGUAGUAUAAAAUGAUUAUCAUAACCAUUAAUAAGAAUUUAUCUAGUAAACAAAAUUAAGAAGAACAUUUGUUUCUCCUCAGCUCCAUUGCUUCAAAUAACCGUUCAGAUAGUGUGAAGCGGCUUAUAGUCCCUUCAGUAUUGUUGAGGAUAUGUAAUGUGACACACAUUCUUUUUCUUGUCAAAUCCAUUGUGUUAUUUUCGAAAUGUACAGCUAAACCUUCUUGUUGUUUAUAUCCUCUGCAUAUAAAGGUGAUUAUACACUGAUUGGCGUUUUGAUGGCUCAGUUUGACAGCUGUCAUCUUAUCAAUAAUCAAUGACAUUUAUAUUUCUCCCGUUUGAUAAUGCCAGGACACCGCCUAAUUCCUUUCUUUGUAUGACAUUUUCAUUUUCAUGGAUUGUUACCUGACAAAAUUAAUCAGUUGUAAAAUAUCUCCCAGAAAGAAUUCAUUCAUUGCCUCGUCGUAUAUGAACAUUUCCACAACUUUAAAAGCCAAUCCAGAAAAUAUUUUUUUUGUUUUAUCAAAAGAAUUAUAUAUUUCAUAUAAAGAAAAGAAUACUAAAUACACAAUAUGUCAAAAUAUAAUAUGUUUACGACUCAAGAACCUCUUUUACUAACUAAAUUAUGCAUGAAUUUAUGUACAUUUUACUAAUUAUGAAUAAAUUAUUAAUUAUUAAUGUAAACAAAAAUCUCGAUCCUUUCUCCUUACA
Molecule: messenger RNA, 7337 nt
Organism: Haliotis rufescens (red abalone)
Lineage: Eukaryota; Metazoa; Mollusca; Gastropoda; Lepetellida; Haliotidae
Product: arrestin domain-containing protein 3-like
Exons: 7
Coding region: 158-1375 (405 amino acids)
Biological process (GO): protein transport
Cellular component (GO): cytoplasm
Source: RefSeq, a predicted model, not a curated record